This is a messenger RNA of Heterobasidion irregulare TC 32-1, 1203 nucleotides long. Its product is annotated as MFS monocarboxylate transporter. The coding region runs from base 1 to 1203 and encodes 400 amino acids. Gene Ontology annotation, molecular function: transmembrane transporter activity. The transcript is spliced from 10 exons. Gene Ontology annotation, biological process: transmembrane transport. Lineage: Eukaryota; Fungi; Basidiomycota; Agaricomycetes; Russulales; Bondarzewiaceae. Gene Ontology annotation, cellular component: fungal-type vacuole membrane. The record is from RefSeq and is a predicted model, not a curated record.
AUGCCAUCCGCUCCUCCCGAGUCUCCCGUAGAUCAUCAGACCGUGGCUGGCUCGGUCGUCGACCACGAGAAGGGCGAUCGCGACAAUGUCGGCGUUCAACCCACCUCCGACCCUCCCAGCCCGUCCGAGAUCGUCCCUCCAGACGGUGGCUUUGAUGCCUGGAUCACCAUCGCCGGAGCCUGGCUGUUCCAGUUCUGCACGUUUGGCUACAUCAAUGCCUUCGGUGUCUAUCAAGACUACUACACGAGGACCUUCCUUACCAAGUACACGGCCUCCGACAUCAGCUGGAUUGGAAGCUUUCAAUUGGCCAUGCAAUACUUCCCGGGAGUUCUCGUCGGAAGGGUAUUCGAUGCUGGAUACUUUCAUCAUCUGUGCAUCUCGGGCUCUAUUCUCUACGUCUUCUCAAUGUUCAUGCUAUCGCUCGUCAAAGAAAACCAAUAUUAUCAGGUGUUUCUUUCACAAGGAGUUGGUAUGGGCGUUGCCCAAGGCAUGCUAUUCCUUCCCUCGCUCACCAUCGUUCCGCAUCACUUUCGCCGUCGUCGAGCCUUGGCGACCGGCAUUGUCGUCACUGGAUCCUCCGCGGGUGGGAUCGUCAUCCCUAUCAUGCUCAAUAGACUCUUCCGGUCGCACCUGGGAUUCGCCAACGGUGUCAGGAUAGGGGCGGCUAUGGUCGCCGUCUUGCUGAUCCUUGCGAAUCUCAUGGUGCGCACGCGCUUGCCUCCAAAAUCGGCCAGAUCUUCGUUCUCUCGCGACGAUCUGAAACGCAUCUUGACUGACUGGCCGUACAUGACCGCCAUGGCUGGGGCAUUUUGCACCAAUCUCGGAUUAUUCUUCCCAUAUUUCUACAUGCAACUCUGGACCAUUGAGCAUGGUAUUGAUCAAACACUGGCAUUCUACACUUUGGCCAUCGUGAAUGCCGGCAGUGUGGGCGGCCGCCUCCUCCCUACCUUUCUAGCAGAUAUCGUGGGGGUGUACAACAUGCUCUUGCCUUGCAUGGCAUCUUCCGCGAUACUGCUUUGGGCAAUAUUCGGUGCGAAAACAUCGGCUGGAGUCAUCGUCGUAUCGCUUCUAUUCGGAUUCAGCUCUGGUGCUUGUAUGAAAUUAUUUCCUCUGUCUACCUUUCGACCCUUUCGGCUCACUUCUUUCUCUAGACGUUUCUCUGAUCCCGAACCUCCUCGCAUGCCUCGCACGGAACAUCUCUGA